Psammomys obesus (fat sand rat) is the source of this 4123-nucleotide messenger RNA. RefSeq names its product cilia and flagella associated protein 92 (putative) (gene Cfap92). Lineage: Eukaryota; Metazoa; Chordata; Mammalia; Rodentia; Muridae. The transcript is spliced from 15 exons. The record is from RefSeq and is a predicted model, not a curated record. Bases 301 to 4056 code for a protein of 1251 amino acids.
CUCACAGGUAACCUUCGUGCCUGGGGUUCAGCCUCUAUUUCACCCCAGACGCCCCAGGUCCCCGAGGCACCGACUGCCUGGCAGCCAGGGCUCUGUGUCUUGAAACCCGAGUGCUGUCCCCGCCAGAGCUCUCUGUGUCUUGUCAGGGCAGCUUGCCAGUUGUGCUCUGUGCCAGCUCAGUUCCCCCUUCUGCAAGUGGCAGCUGCCCGUUCUGUGCUGUUGCCAAGUCUGGAACUCUGCCGCAGCCUCUUGAAAGGACUCAGAUCUCCCAUCUUUCCGUGAAUCCCGAGUCAGCGGUUAAUGAUCCCUAUACCAAGAGCACCCACAGACCCAUUCCUGAUUUCAGAGAGAGCAGCUGGGUUCAAGUCGGAGAAACGUGCUGAUCUUCAUUGCCAGCCUCCACUCUCUGCUUCCUUUACCCAGUCGUUCUCCACCAAGGCCCGUGACUUUGGAGACAAGACAGAGAUGGGACCGGGAGGGCGGGCCUUUCUGCAUCGGGCAGGUUUACUCCUGGGGUCUUUGCUGUCUCCCACCAGGACCUUUCGGGUGCUGUGCACAAUGUCCCUGCAGGCCUGGAAUUGGGAGGAAGAGGAAAGAGCGAGCAUGGAGCCGGUCUCCUCGGUCAGUGCUUGCCAGUCAGCGAGCGAAUAUGAGACAGAGGAGUACCUGAAGUCCAGGACCCCAGACUGGGGCUCUGAGUACCAGUUCAGCAGCAGCCUGCACUCCUCAGAGGGGCCAUCCUGCACCUUUAACACUGAUGUGCCGCAGGUUGUCCCCUGCACCUUUGUCAUCUCACUGGCCAUCCCCCCAACACUGUCAGGUUUUAAAGGAAAAGUAACAAUUGAAAAAAAAAAGGGCCUUAAAUCAGACGGCCGGAUUUCAAAGCCUCGACAAUUCUACCACAUUGAGUAUUUUUUCUUGCCCGAUGAUGUAGAGCCCCAAAAAAUUGAUAUUGUGGUGUUUCAUGGCCUGGCCAAAGUGUUUAUGGAGUCAGGAGUAAAGACUGUGAAGCCGUGGAAAGAAGGUGACAAAAUCUGGGUGUCAUGGAGCCAGACUUUGAACAUCAAUAUGACAAAGGAACUGUUAAAGAAACUGAAUUUCCACAAAAUCACUUUGAAGUUCUGGGACACCAAGGACAAAGUUUCAAAAAAAGUCAGGUACCACCGGCUGAAGGCAACGCUACAUUUGGAAGACCCAGAAACUUUUGAGGAAGUGAAAUUUCUGGUUUUAAGUCAGAAAAACUUGUCUACAGCUGGCGGUGAUAAAGCCAGCCCUGUUGCUGAGGUGUUGAAAGAGGGGAAGUCACAAGGUCACAAUGAAAAGGCAGAAAAAGAAAAGACAGAAAAAGAAAAGGCAGAAAAAGAAAAGGCAGACAAACCCAUGAAGUCUCUGCAAGAGACUGAAAGCUCUUCUAAGAACAGCGAGGAACAUGAGAAGUUACUGAAGACAGACGACCCUUCUACAUUUAGACAGACCACCAUAAAAACAAGUGCUUCUUUUGGUGGCUCAACCAUGAUGGAGAUCAAGGAACUCAUCGAGAAAGCAUCCGUGAGCAGCUUAAUGACCAUGAUGGAAAGACAAAAGUCUCAAACCAAAGGAAGAGACGCAGACAUGAAGAGGAAAAGCUCAAAGAAAGUGAAGAAAUAUCAGUCUGAAGAGGAGACGGCUGGCACGGGGAGGCAGAGCAUCUUCUCCAUCCAGUUGUCCAUCAUGCCGCUCCUUGCUGGCUGGCAAACAGUCAUCGCCCAUGGCAGCGAUAAGUCUGUCAACAUUUUGGAUUGCUUUGUGACUCUAAAAACAGAAUGUCCUAUAAUGACCGAAGAGCAAAAGCAAGACUUAAACCCUCUGACCAUAAAGAUCAAGUGUGCCUCUUGCCUUCCGUCUGAGCCUGUAUCCAUUGAUGACCUGCAGAGGCUGUGCAACCCUGUGUACUGCAGAUACCAGUUCCACAGGACUCCAGUUCAUGAGACCAGCGGAUGGCCCCAUGGGACUCACGUAUUUUUCCAGGAUGUCAACGUCAUCUUCCUCGGGGCCAUGCACUUCAGUGACGUGAAGGAGUACCUGGAGGGCGCCCCCAUGGUGGUGGAAGUCCAUGACAGGGACCGAAAGUUAGAGGAGCAUUCCUGGAAGCCUGCCUUGUUUGGAGAGGACCCUGUGGAUUCGUACAUCAAUCUCCAAGGUUUCAUCUCCCCCAAAGACACAGAGAAUAACCCCUUUGAGUCUCAGAACAAGACGUGGAACCCUUAUGGGGUUGCCCGGGUCAGUUUUGCUGAUCUCCUCCUUGGUUAUAAGUACUUGAACCUGACUGUCCCUAUCCAGAACUGUGAGCCACAGUCGGCCAACCAGAGUGAGGAAAGCAGGAACAGAAAGACAUCAGCCCGAUGCCGCACAGAUGUCCUCUGGCACAGCCCGAUGCCCAUGGGCAACUACCUGGAGGCCAACUCUCUGCUCAAGCUUCGAGUGGACAUCGCGGUGCCCCUGAGUAUUUGGGGCAUGGCCCAAGAGCUCGACCCCAUAGGGACCCAAAUUGGCCGCAUCAUUUUUGUGUUCAACACCAGGAAGCUAUCCCUCCUACAGAGCCUGCUGCAGGACAUCACCAAGAUCAAUGCCAAAGCCCUGGACCUGGAAAGCUACCCCGUUGAGAACAUGCAGCAGACCCUGUCGGCCUUCAGGGUGCGUGUGAAGAACCAGGAGCAGAACCUGGACGUGCUCACUGGCUUCCAUCUGCUGGAUGGGAAGAUCCACCUGCUCGUUCUGGAAGGCCUAGUGUGCCAUGGCCUGAAGCGGCUAUGGGAGAGUUACCAGAGCUGGGUCACCACCUCCAAUCGUGAGGCCUGCAAGGUGCUGUAUGACUCCAGGUUGCUCUUCCAUGACCGCAUGUACGCUGACCUGGAGACCCUCCUGUACCACAUACAUUUGUUCAGGCCUGUGUCGAUGCUCCUGAGGUACCCAGCGCUCUAUAUUCGAGGGGCUGUGCCACGCAAAGCCUUUAAGGCACUGACCAAGAUCCAUGACAUCUGUCACAACAGCACCAGGCUCAAGGAGGUUAUUGUAAGGGAUCUGCUGCCUUCUUCCUCCAUGCUUAAAGACCUGAACCUAGGGUUUGGAAUACCCAUUUCUCAGGAAGAACUCGGAGAUGCAAAGCAGAUGGCCAGAUCAUCCCCACCUGCUCCCAGUGAGGAGAAUGUCCAACGUCGGAUUUCUACCCUCCCGCAGGAGAUCCAAACCCACCAGGACAAGUACCUGCACUGGCGGAACAACAUGCUGCUGAAGAACCAAGCCCACAGGGGGAGCCUUGUCAAGAAAAAUAUCACAGAAGCCUAUCAAUUCCCCAAGAAGCCUCUAAAGUCAACGGCAGCAAUUAGAAUUCCCAUUCCUGAGAACAACGUUGUCCACAACUACAGCAUCCAGACCCUGAAUUCCACAGAGCUUGCUAAGAAGGAGAUGUUUAAAGAGAUGGCCAAGGAGCCAAGGAAGAGAUUCACAUAUUCACAGAAUUACCUCUCAGCUAUGGUGGAUCCCCUGGACCUAAAGGAAGAGGAGAGGAAAGCCCAGAAGAAUUCCCGCCAGGCCUGGCUCACAGCCGGUGGGUUCCAAUUGUGGGGUCUUCAGAACACCACUGGAAGCCACCAGCAGGAUCUUAGACUACCACUCAUCAAAGAGCUAAAUGAGGAAUGGCAAGGAAGCGCGGGGUUUAUUAACAAGCUGAAGCCUGCGCUGGACCGGGAGAGGUGGAGCUGGAGCCAGCGCCAUGUGGACUUUGAGCUGUACAAGAAGCCCCCACUUCACUUCCCGUUGCCCCCUCUUCCAGCUCCAAAGUCUGCAACUGCUAGGAAACGAAAAGCAAAGACCCAGUCUUCCGAACAGCGCCAUCGCAGCCGUGUCACAGUAAAGCCACCUAGUACCCAUGGCAGUUUCUCUGUGCAAGCCCAAGACUCUCCCAGUGAUCCUCUUCCGUCACUAAAGAUCCCGUCUCAGCUAGGCCCUACUUCCCAUGAAUCUUCACUGGGACUACACCUCUCAAGUCCCUCCUUCCCCAGCCAGUGGCUUCAUUAAAGUGUAGUAUAACAAAGGAGGUUAGCUCAGUUCCCAUGACCCUGUUGCAAAUGCAUGCUGAUUUCAA